This is a messenger RNA of Linum trigynum, 3740 nucleotides long. NCBI's taxonomy places the organism in Eukaryota, Viridiplantae, Streptophyta, Magnoliopsida, Malpighiales, Linaceae. The record is from the annotation of a GenBank genome assembly.
UUCCAGCGACUUCAAACAAGAGAGCUAGAGCUUUAGCAAGGGUUUGUGUGGAAAAGUCAGCACAGAGAUUAGGAGUGAUUUCUGGGUACUAAUAUAGGUGGUAUAUCAGGGGUUCUAUUGGCUGGGUAGCUAAUAGGGAGAGAAAGGUUUGACGAUCAAUCAGUAGGCUGAUCAGGUCACUCUGAUUGUGUUUCGAAGGGAGCUUAAAGAACAAUCUCUAGUGAAUCGUCAGAGAUCGCAAGAGAGCGAUUCUCUGACCGUGGAUUAGUCAGUGUUGGGUUCGUUAAUCACCUAACACCGGAUACCACGUAAAAAUUUGGUGUUGUGUUCUAUUUUCUGCAUUUGGUUGGAUUUGCUUAUAUCCUGCUGCACUCUGUUCAUGUGUCUGGGUUGAAAGUAAAGAACAGGGGGUUUUGAUCUCAGUCGAAGAGAAGGGAAGGAUCAGAUUGGGUUGGUAAAACGGUGAGUUUUUGGAAAAGGGUUGGUGUCUGACUUGUGAACAAGCCAAGGAGAAGUUUUCGAGUGGGCUGGUGAGUAACCUAAAUAAAACAAGCUUUGGGUCUCGGCCCAACUCUUCCAAGGCUAAGCUAUCUGUUGCUCAAACACCAAAAGAAGAAAACUUUUCUCGUCAUUUCGAUCAAACAGGAACUCUAGGUAAAAUUGGUCCCGCUGUUCUUGCCGAAAGACACGACAAAGGGUUUGUGCUGGUGUUGAAUCUAUCCAAAGAAAAAGAAGUGAAGGCCGAUUUGUCUCGCGCUCGACACUUCUACAGCUAAGUGGGUCUUCAAAGUGAAAUAUCGUCCGGAUGGCUCUGUGGAAAGGUACGAAGAAAGGAUGGUAGAAAAAGGUUACACUCAAAUAGAAGGUGUCGAUUUUCACGAUACCUUUGCUCCUGUUGCAAAACUAGUCAGUGUUCGGUGUCUCUUGGCAGUUGCAGCUAACUUGACGUCAACAAUGCGUUUCUUCAUGGUGAUUUAUCAGAAGAGGUCUACAUGAAGAUAGCGCAUGGCUUUGAUCAAGCUGGUGAUUCUCGCGUUUGUCGAUUAGGCAAAUCCAUCAAUGGAUUCCGCCAGGCUUCGUGAAAUUGGUAUCAAAAGUUCACCACCUCUCUUGGUGAUCUUGGUUUUCGUGCAUCCCCGGCGGAUCAUUCUCUUUUCAUCUACAAAAAGGGGUCUGUGUUUGUUGCUGCCCUAAUUUACGUUGAUGAUGUGAUUUUUGCCCACAAUGAUAUGGGGUUCAUUGAUCACGUCAAGCGGUUCCUUGAUGACAAGUUUAGCAUCAAAGACCUUGGCGUUCUUCGUUACUUUCUUGGACUAGAGGUUGCUCGUUCUCCUCGUGAUAUCGUCAUCAGUGAGCGAAAAUAUGUGUUGGAUAUUCUCAUCGAAGUAGGGGUCCUUGGUUCACGUCUGAGUGCUUUUCCGGUUGAGCAAAAUCAUCAGCUCACCAAGCCCUCAUCUGAUCUUCUCGUCGAUGGCUCCUCUUAUCAGCGUCUCAUUGGUCAUCUUCUUUAUCUGACGGUUUCUCAUCCUGACAUCACUUAUGGUGUCAACAUCUUGAGUCGAUUCGUCCAUGCCCCCACACAGGCCCACAUGGACUCAGCUCGGCUCAUCUUGAGGUACCUCAAAACGUCUCCUGGUCAGGGCCUCUAUUUUUCGGCUGAUGACACGCUAAAACACAACACCAAACUGCGACCAAGUGUAAUCGCAGUCCGGAAAUGCAGUAAAGUGGCAAGUUCUAAUUAUCAACCCGGGGUCUAGAUCUACUUUCUACUCCGUGAAUAUCUAUUAUCUAGCCAACUAAGUCGAUUGAUUGUGGUUUUAACUAAAAGUAGUAAGAAAGCAGGAAAUGGUUUGGUUUUCUGAAGCAAAGGAAGAGUCACUCGGGAAUGAGUCCCCCUAGCUCCUUAGUUAGGUCUCAGUUGUAAUUACCCUGGGUUGAUUUACUGUUGAUUAAACUGCGGAAGAUCCGACAGUAGUUUGGAAUCUCUUAAGCUGACCAAGCCCUCUCAGUCCAACUACCCGGCAGACGACUAGUCUUCACCGGGAUAGAAAUCUGAGGCAAAAAGCACAGAACUCCACUACUGGAAUUGGGUUCCAGUACAAAGCAGUAGAUUGAUUAACUCUCGUAUAACCAAUCUACCACUACCGAAUGAUAAAGCUCUAACAACCUAAUCAGAUUCUAUCUAUCUCAGGUUGCACAGAAAUCAAGAAAAGAUGAUCGGACUUCAAUUGAUUCAAUGAAUCAGGCAUCAUUCGAUUAAAACCAAACAAUAUAACAAUCCCAAGUCAUUACAAUCAAGAUCCCUAACACAUGGAACUAGGGUUCUUCAUACCCAAGUGAGAGAAGGUUCUACUCCAUAGAGAGAGAGAGGGAAACAAAUACAAAGCAGUCAUACUCAUAACAAUGGGAAGAAUCUGCUCUGGGAUGUCAAUCUUCACUCCAAGGAUGAUUUCCAAGCUUGAUUGAUGAAACCCAGCUCCAAAACCACUCUUAGGGGGUGUUCUUUGCACUUUCUCUCCCUAGGGCUCUGUUUUUGCUCCAAAAAGUCGAUUCCCCCUCCUUUGGCUCUGUUUUUGGGUUAAAACCCAGAAAUUCCCGACCACACGGCCGUGUGGCUUUUUAGGCGUGCCCGUGUGAGUGUGCAAAACGCCGCGUUUCACUUAAGUGGCUUCAGGUACGCUACACGGCCAAAACCACACGGCCGUGUGGAUUUUAGGCGUGCCCGUGUGAGCUCCCUGGACUUUCCACACGGCCACAAGGGGUCCCCUACACGGCCAGUGUGGCUUGCCCGUGCAAUUUGGUGUCACACGGCCGUGUGGGUUUUUUGGCAUGCUCAUGUGGCUUUUCCAGCUUUUCGUCAAACGCCCCAACUUCGUCCAAUCGACCCCGAACUCGUGCCCAAACCUUCUUUUACGUACUAGGACCUGAAAUAUUACAAACAAGAACAACCUAGCGUGAAAUCGGCCAAAAACACGAGAGAUGAGACUCAAACGGUACGGGAAUGGUGGAUAAAAACAUGUGUAUAUAUCAAGUCAUCAGCUGACAACUCUUUGAAACUUGUUGCGGGGCUGGCUGCAGUCCACCCGUCGAUCCACCACUGGUUUUGUUGUUUCUCUUGACUCCGCCCUGGUUUCUUGGCGCACUAAGAGACAGAAGGUGGUGGCGCGUUCGUCUAUUGAAGCUGAGUAUCGUGUUAUGGCUAGCACUGUUAGUGAAGUCCUCUGGUUACGCUGGUUGCGGCAUGAGUUAGGUGUUCUGCAACAGAGUUCCACACCUCUUUACUAUGAUAAUCAAGCAACUCUUCAUAUUGCUAUUAAUCCGGUAUUUCACGAGCGGACUAAGCAUGUUGAAAUGGACUGCUAAUUUGUUCGUGAACGAGUUAUUUCCGGUGAUAUCCAUCCUCGGAAGGUCAGCUCUCAGUACCAGGUCGCGGAUCUCUUCACCAAAGGCUUGGAUGUUGAUCGUUUUCAGUUUCUUUUGUCCAAGCUAAACGUUCGUUACCUUCACCGCUUAGCUUACGGGGGGCGUAUUGGGCCGAGAUGAGGAUGAGCCCAUGGAAUCCAGGCUCACAUGUGCCCAUGCUGUGGUAACCUUUUCUUUUGUGGCAAGGAAUUCCUUUUACCCUUGUAAUUCUGAUUCUUCUACUUGUGCCCUGAGCAUAGGAAGGUUAUAUAAAGGAGCUGUAAGCCAUGCGGCUGCUGUAUCUAUCAAUUCAUCAAUAAUAAUCACAUAUUCGGAAA